UAGAAUAAGAUGUAUUCAAUAAAAAUCUUAUCUAUUUUGAGGAGCAUGUGUAUGCAUGACAGAAAAAAUUGGUGAAAAUUGUAUAAAACAGUUCAACUAAAAUAAAGUACACAAUUAUUAUCGCGUCAUCGAGUCGUUGCUACUUUCAAAUUUAUAUCUACUUCAGUCUACAUCUAACGCGGAAACUGAACGGCCACGAUCCAAUUUUACUCUCUCGUGAGUUCUCACGUGGAUCUUUUAUUUGUUAUCAACUUAAUUCAAUUAAAAGGAAUAUUAUCCUAAGAAUUAUUUUUCUGAACAAGACUUGAAAACUUGUAUCUGUCUGCUGACUUGAAUAAACAUUCUACCUGUCUCAUAAACAGUUUCAACGCUGAAUAUUUGAGAUAAAAGAUAGUUAAUAAUUGAUACUUUCACAUCAUGACCGAGUACAGUAUACGCAGUAGACAGGAGAGUACCGAAAGUUUGACAUCAUCGUCUGCCGUCACCAGUGAAGAAUAUUCAGAUGAUGAUAAAGAAAAAGACGGCUACGGUAUACAUGAUUUCAAUAUUAUCAAGACUAUAGGUACUGGUACAUUUGGCAGAGUUCUUCUGUGUAAAAAUAAAGAAACGGAUGAAUAUGGCGCUAUGAAAAUAUUAUGUUUGGCGGAUGUAAUAAGAUUGAAACAAGUAGAACAUGUUAAAAACGAAAAGAACAUUCUACAAGAAAUUAGGCAUCCUUUUAUUGUUAAUUUGUUAUGGUGUGACAGGGACGAAAUCUGUAUUUACAUGCUGUUCGAAUACGUUUGCGGUGGAGAACUAUUUUCUUACCUCAGAAAUGCUGGCAGAUUUACGUCAUCCAUGGCCAAUUUUUACUCGUCAGAAAUAAUUUCAGCUUUGGAGUACCUCCAUUCAAAAUGUAUAGUCUAUAGAGAUUUGAAGCCCGAAAAUUUAUUGCUAGACAAAGAUGGUCAUUUAAAAAUAACAGAUUUUGGAUUCGCCAAAAAACUCACAGAUAGAACUUGGACAUUGUGUGGUACACCUGAAUAUUUGGCACCCGAAAUUAUACAGAGCAAAGGACACAAUAAAGCAGUUGAUUGGUGGGCUUUAGGUGUUCUGAUCUACGAAAUGUUAGCUGGUUACCCUCCAUUUUACGAUGAUAACCCAUUUGGUAUUUACGAAAAAAUUCUCAGUGGUAAAAUCGAGUGGCCUAGACAUCUAGAUACAGUCGCCAAGGAUCUUAUAAAAAAAUUAUUAGUACAAGACAGAACGAAAAGACUGGGAAACAUGAAGUGUGGUGCUGAUGAUAUCAAAAGGCAUCGUUGGUUUAAAGGAAUAGACUGGUACGAUGUAGUUCAGAGAAAACUCACUCCACCCAUAAUUCCCAGAAUAAGUUACGAUGGUGAUUCAAGUAAUUUUGACGACUACCCUGAAGAAGAUUGGAAAUCAACGAGGACGUUGGAAGAGUCAGAAUUGAAAUUAUUUGAAGAUUUUUGAUGUCCACAAUGUUUAUUUCAUUAUGUAUUAUUGGAACAAUGAGUUUAUUUUUGGUGAAGUAAUCUAGUAUGAAACUACUCUUCUUGGUCAAUUUUAAUUGAUAUUGUUGAUUGUUCAUUGGCAUUUAUAAAUAUGAAUUGACAUUAACAAAUCUGAGAGAGAAACAAUCAUAAUAAAUAGAAUUUAAAUAAG
Molecule: messenger RNA, 1665 nt
Organism: Diorhabda sublineata
Lineage: Eukaryota; Metazoa; Arthropoda; Insecta; Coleoptera; Chrysomelidae
Gene: Pka-C3
Product: cAMP-dependent protein kinase catalytic subunit 3
Exons: 8
Coding region: 418-1473 (351 amino acids)
Biological process (GO): protein phosphorylation
Molecular function (GO): protein serine/threonine kinase activity; ATP binding
Source: RefSeq, a predicted model, not a curated record